Messenger RNA from Tetrahymena thermophila SB210, 1122 nucleotides. Its product is annotated as endoplasmic reticulum-intermediate compartment protein. Lineage: Eukaryota; Ciliophora; Oligohymenophorea; Hymenostomatida; Tetrahymenidae. The transcript has a single exon. Gene Ontology annotation, cellular component: endoplasmic reticulum; COPII-coated ER to Golgi transport vesicle. The record is from RefSeq and is a predicted model, not a curated record.
UGUUAAAAUUUUAAUUAUUAUCAAUAUUUAGAUAUUUUUAAAAAUACAAAAAUAAAUAAUUAAUCUUCUAGCGAAAUGUUUGGUGGAGGUGUUCAAUCAAAGCUUAAAAGUUUUGAUAUGUAUAGAAAGUUGCCUUCAGACUUAACUGAACCAACUUUGUCUGGAGCUAUUGUUUCAAUAGUUAGCACAUUGAUUAUGCUUAUUUUGUUCAUUAGUGAAUUCAAUGGAUAUCUCUCUGUCGAAGAAAAUAGUGAGAUGUUUGUUGAUGUUGCAUAAGGUGGACAAAAAAUUCGUGUCAAUUUAGAUAUUGAUUUCCCUCAAUUCCCAUGCGACAUAUUUUCUCUUGAUGUUUAAGAUAUUAUGGGUUCCCACUCCGUUAAUGUUGAAGGUGACCUUGUCAAGACUCGUCUUUCUAGCACCGGAACUUAUCUUGAAAAAAUUAAAUAAAAUACUGGAGGUGAUCACGGACACGGCGGUCAUGGACAUGGUCAUGGUGACGUUUCUCUUGAUCUUGAACGUGUUAAAAAGGCUUUUAACGAUAGAGAAGGUUGCAAAAUUUCUGGUUUUAUGUUAGUCAAUAAGGUCCCUGGUAAUUUCCACAUUUCUUCACACGCCUAUGGAAAUUAUCUCCAACGUAUCUUCUAAGAUGCUCGUAUCAACACUCUUGAUUUAUCCCAUGUUAUCAAUCAUUUAUCCUUCGGUGAAGAAAAUGACCUUAACCGUAUCAAAAAAACUUUCUAGCAAGGUAUUUUAUAACCUCUUGAUCAUACAAAAAAGAUUAAGCCUGAAAAUCUUAGAACUGUAGGUGUUACUCAUUAAUAUUACAUUAAUGUUGUUCCCACAACUUACAAAGAUUUGUCCAAUCGUAAAUAUCACGUUUAUUAAUUCGUCGCUAAUAGCAACGAAAUGACCACCCAACACUUACCAGCUGUCUUCUUCCGUUAUGACCUUUCUCCUGUUACAGUUUAAUUCUCUCAAACUAGAGAAUCCUUCCUCCACUUCUUGGUGCAAGUUUGUGCUAUUAUUGGAGGUGUUUUCACUGUUGCAGGUAUCAUAGACUCAAUUGUCCACCGUUCAGUUGUCCAUAUCCUUAAAAAGGCUGAAAUGGGCAAGCUCUCUUGA